UGUAACCCCGGAAGUUUUUGAACGCAUUGACGCUGUAACGUGAGAUCGAUGAAGCUUUAAAACGUUACAAAUGAUCUGAAUCUUGUUUUUUCCCUGUAACUGUGACCUGAAACCUGCUCCGCUGGUCCGACUCGGUCCGGUUCGGUUCAGUACGGUUCGGUUCGGAUCUGAGAAGAGAUGACGUCGUUGUGGAGCCUGAGACCCAUGAGGAUGCUGCUUCAAGCAUCCCAGCUAGCCUCUUCUUGGGCCACGCCCCUCGUCUCCAGAGCCCCGCCCCUCCCCGUGGCCCCGCCCCCCCUGUGCCGGGCCAUGGCCACCCUGAACCAGAUGCACCGGCAGGGGAAGCCCCGGCCGACCCCCCGGGCCCCCGGCGCCACCUUCGGCCGGCCCCAGCUCAAGGCCGUGGUCCUGAAGACCAUGAUCCGCAAGCCCAAGAAGCCCAACUCGGCCAACAGGAAGUGCGCGCGGGUGCGUCUGUCCAACGGGAAGGAGGCGGUGGUUUUCAUCCCCGGGGAGGGACACAACCUGCAGGAGCACAACGUGGUUCUGGUGCAGGGGGGCCGCACCCAGGACCUGCCCGGGGUCAAGCUCACCGUGGUCCGGGGCAAGUACGACUGCGCCCACGUGGUCAAGAAGAAGCAGUAGAGACGCUUGGGACGGACUGGGGGGGUCGGGGGGACCCGGGGGGGUCAGGGG
This is a messenger RNA of Cololabis saira (Pacific saury), 696 nucleotides long. RefSeq names its product mitochondrial ribosomal protein S12 (gene mrps12). NCBI's taxonomy places the organism in Eukaryota, Metazoa, Chordata, Actinopteri, Beloniformes, Belonidae. Gene Ontology annotation, cellular component: ribosome; small ribosomal subunit. Gene Ontology annotation, molecular function: structural constituent of ribosome. Bases 178 to 645 code for a protein of 155 amino acids. Gene Ontology annotation, biological process: translation. The transcript has 3 exons. The record is from RefSeq and is a predicted model, not a curated record.